GCAGACAAGACCUAGGCUUCGAUUUUGAUUUGUGCCAAACUUCUGACUAAAUAAGGUUGUCCGAAUUCAUCAUUUCAUUAUAAGUUCUUCAAUUUCUUAUUUCCAUUUCUCCAAAAUCAUUUCAGAUUUGGCUUAGUUUUAACAACACAGCGGAGCAAGGAAGGAACUAGCCAUGGUUACUGUGACAGCUAUGGUAUCUUCUUCCGCAACGGGUCAACCCUGUUGCUCCUGGACAAGUGGCUCCAUUACCAUUUCAAACUCCACCCCAUCACUCUCUUUCAAAGCCAAAGCCAGAACCAGAACCAGAACAAGAACAAGGACAAGGCUAACAUGGCUGAAUCCUCAACCUUGUGCUGCUUUGGCUGAGGCAACACCUCCAAGUUUAACUCCUUCACCAGCUGUGUCCAAAGAUGGGUCCUUCAAGGUACUUGCGCGUCCAGGGGACCGUGCUGAUGAUCUUCAAGCUGAGACCAGAGCCAUGGCUCGUGCUGCCAAUGCUUCUGUCUACACCCCUCAACUUGUUGCCUCCAAAUACGGUUCUCAACCCUUCAGGGUGGUGAGAAGGGCCCUUCAGGUUCUGAGUGCUUUGGGUUUUUUUGGGUUGAAGCUGUUGUUGGACCAAAGCAAUGGAGUGGUUGAUCAGAAUAAAAGGAUUCGCGCAAUUGAGCUUAGGAAGACAUUCACAAGGCUGGGACCAACUUUUGUCAAAUUGGGUCAGGGAUUGUCUACUAGGCCUGAUAUCUGCCCACCUGAGUAUUUGGAGGAGCUCUCUGAGCUUCAAGAUGGUUUGCCAACAUUCCCUGAUGAGCAGGCCUUUGCAUGCAUUGAGAGGGAAUUGGGUCUAUCUCUUGACUCUAUUUUCUCUUCUAUAUCUCCAACGCCUGUAGCAGCAGCCAGUUUGGGUCAAGUUUAUAAGGCCCGGUUGAAGUACUCUGGGAAACUUGUUGCUGUUAAGGUGCAACGCCCUGACAUCGAAGAAGCUAUAGGAUUGGACUUCUACCUAAUUAGAGGUGUAGGGUUUCUCAUAAAUAAAUAUGUAGACGUUAUCACCAGUGAUGUGGUUGCACUUAUUGAUGAAUUUGCGCGUAGAGUCUUUCAAGAGCUAAACUAUGUGCAGGAGGGACAAAAUGCAAGGAGGUUUAAAAAAUUGUAUGCUGACAAGGAAGAUAUCUUUGUUCCUGAUGUUUUCUGGGACUAUACAAGUGCUAAAGUACUGACAAUGGACUGGGUUGAUGGAGUCAAACUAAAUGAGCAAGAAGCAAUUGAGAGACAAGGAUUAAAAGUCUUGGAUCUGGUAAACACAGGCAUACAAUGCAGUCUCCGACAAUUACUUGAGUAUGGAUAUUUCCAUGCAGAUCCUCAUCCUGGGAAUCUAUUAGCAACACCUGAGGGAAAGCUUGCUUUUCUUGAUUUUGGAAUGAUGAGUGAGACUCCAGAAGAAGCAAGAUAUGCCAUAAUUGGUCAUGUUGUUCACUUGGUUAACCGAGACUAUGAGGCUAUGGCUCGUGACUACUAUGCUCUUGAUUUCCUAUCAACUGAUGUUGAUGUAUCUCCAAUUGUACCAGCACUUCGAAACUUUUUUGAUGAUGCGCUUAGCUAUACUGUUAGUGAGCUUAACUUCAAGACACUUGUGGAUGGUCUGGGAAAUGUUUUGUAUCAAUAUCCAUUUAACGUCCCCGCAUACUACGCAUUAAUACUAAGGUCUCUCACCGUUUUAGAAGGUUUAGCACUGUAUGCAGAUCCAAAUUUUAAGGUACUGGCUGCAUCAUACCCGUAUUUUGCUAAAAGGCUCCUAACAGAUCCAAAUCCAUAUCUAAGAGAUGCUCUUAUUGAGUUACUUUUCAAGGAUGGGAAGUUCAGAUGGAAUAGACUUGAAAAUCUGCUAGCCCAGGGGAGAAAGGACAGAGAUUUCUCUGCUAAAGAGGCUUUACAACCUGUCCUGAAGGUAUUGUUGAGUCCAGAUGGUGAAGAGCUGAGGAGUCUAGUUAUAAAAGAGGCUGUUCGUGUAUCUGAAGCUUUUACUCUUGGCACAAUGUCUGAAACAUACCGGUAUAUUCCUGACUUUGUUCGGACCAUUGUCUUUAAUAGCAAUGCAAAUGGACCCCUUAUGCUGUCAGAAACUGAAAUGCAAAGCAUGAUAGAGCUUAGAGAUCAAGUGAUUAGGAUAUGGGGACUUCUUCGAUCCUCAAAUGAUUUUGAUCCUGCUGUUUUGUUACCAAUACUACAGGUCCUUCAGCAGCCUGAGGCACGCAGAUUUGGGGGGCGUGUUGUCGGUGGGAUCACUCAACGCCUAGCAGCGCGGUUUCUUCAGCAAGUACUUCGAGUUCCAACAACAGCUUCUUCAACAUAAAUUGUGUCACUAUCAAUACUAGAUAAGGUUAUUGUCGACAGGGAAGAUAGGAGUUAUUACAAUCCUAACACAAGGAGAUAGAGUUAAGAUAUUGAUUCUUGCAAAAAUUAUUUGAUUCUCUUCUAUGUAUUUUAUGCUGGUUCAUCAUGAUCAGCAUCAAGAAAUCAUAUUGAAAUAAUAGCAAUUGGUAUAUCAUUGCCCUUACAUGUAUAUCUUGCUGUUUUUUUAUUCAAUAUGGCAUGCAUUGAUGUUUCGGU
This is a messenger RNA of Abrus precatorius (Indian licorice), 2607 nucleotides long. Its product is annotated as protein ACTIVITY OF BC1 COMPLEX KINASE 3, chloroplastic-like. NCBI's taxonomy places the organism in Eukaryota, Viridiplantae, Streptophyta, Magnoliopsida, Fabales, Fabaceae. The transcript has 8 exons. Gene Ontology annotation, biological process: protein phosphorylation. The record is from RefSeq and is a predicted model, not a curated record. Gene Ontology annotation, molecular function: ATP binding; protein kinase activity. Bases 173 to 2350 code for a protein of 725 amino acids.